AUGUCAGUUCCAAUCUAUUCACCAAACAGCCAAUCCAUCAGUCCUUCACUUCAACCAGGACUAUAUGAGUACCUCUCAGAACUAGUUUCUAAGCGUGUCGCUACUAUUAAAUACAUCAGAAAAGCACAUGAAGGAAACACACAUUGGUUCAACACUAUUCUGUUGACAAAAGAGAAUCUACAGUCAAUGUACCCAAAUUCAAAAAUGGCUAAAAGAACAUAUAAUUUUUAUGCGCUGGGUCUUUCUUUAGGCGCCAUUUUAGAUAUAACAAAUCCACUUGAUUACAUAAAGGCUUUAAAUCAAAUCAUGUUAGAAUUCGAGAGGCAUACCAACGAUGAUUCAAAACAAAAAAUGGUAUCAGCACAAUUUGACACCUUAUCUAAAAAUAUCUUUAGAAAAAAAACCGAUCAUUCGGAUAAUGCAAGUGAUUAUGGUUAUCUGAUAUUACCACAUAUCCCGUUUGAAAUGGAUUACUUUGAGACCUUUUUUACAUUGGUAGAUAUUGUCGCUGAAGCAUACUAUAAAUUACUUGUUGGCACAGAAGGGCCCAUCUGUACACAGGCUUUCUUUGAGCUGGUUCUCAAAUGCGAUGGAAAAUUCAAGAAAAUAGUUUCUAUGGUUACAAAAGAAUUGGACAUCAUAGCAAGGGAGGCUAUUAAAGAUGAACUGAGAAUGAUUGAUCCCUUUUCACAAGCGACACAAUCCAGUUUCCCAAUUGAAUUUGACACAAAUGGGGAUGCUUAA
Molecule: messenger RNA, 744 nt
Organism: Rhizopus microsporus ATCC 52813
Lineage: Eukaryota; Fungi; Mucoromycota; Mucoromycetes; Mucorales; Rhizopodaceae
Exons: 5
Coding region: 1-744 (247 amino acids)
Source: RefSeq, a predicted model, not a curated record